AUGACCAUCCCUACUUUGAGAUUGAACACCGGAGCCCCAAUACCGGCUCUGGGAUUUGGUACUUUUCAGAAUGAAGGAUCCCCAGGAAAGUGCCACGAUGCUGUCCUUUGGGCUCUACAAUCAGGUUAUCGCCAUCUAGAUUGUGCUUGGUAUUACAAAAAUGAAGAAGAGGUCGGGUCUGCCUUGCGAGAAUUCUUGUCCAGUAAUCCAAGUGUCAAGCGUUCCGAUAUCUUCAUCACAACGAAAGUGUGGCCUCAUCUUUGCGGUUCCCCUAAAGAUGUUGAGUGGAGUCUGAAUUACAGUUUAGAGAAGCUAGGUGUCGAUUAUGUGGAUUCUUUCUUGAUGCAUUGGCCAUUCGCCGCGGAGAGGACCGACGACUAUGAAGUCAAAAUCGGAGAUGAUGGAAAGUACAUCAUCAACAGAGAAGUCACGGCGAACUUGGAACCUAUCUGGCGAAGGUUCGAAGCUCUCAACAAAGCUGGCAAGGCAAGAGCUAUCGGAGUAUCCAAUUUUACCAUCUCAAACCUGGAGGCUCUUCUUAAGUACGCGGAUGUUCCUCCCGCCAUCAACCAAGUCGAGAUUCAUCCCGUCUGGCCUAACACUAAGUUGAUCAACUACUGCUUUUCAAAGAACAUCCUUCCCGUGGCAUAUUCGCCUCUGGGAUCCCAGAGCCAGGUUCCCACCACUGGCAAAACUGUCAUCCAAAACUCUGAACUCAUCUCAAUCGCUGAAAAGAAGGGUGUUAGCAUAGGUCAGAUAUUGAUUGCUUGGGGCAUCAAACGAGGAUACGUGGUCCUUCCCAUGAGUUCGAAUGAGGGGAGAAUCAAAACCAAUGGGACAUUAGUCGAUUUGACUGAAGAGGAGUUCGAAAGCAUGAACAAAGUUUCCGAGGGUCAAGAAACAAGGUUCGUGGAUUUGUCAAACACCUUCGGGUGGGAUGUAUUCGGGGAUGAGUAA
Messenger RNA from Botrytis deweyae, 957 nucleotides. RefSeq lists its product as uncharacterized. Gene Ontology annotation, cellular component: cytosol. Lineage: Eukaryota; Fungi; Ascomycota; Leotiomycetes; Helotiales; Sclerotiniaceae. Gene Ontology annotation, molecular function: aldose reductase (NADPH) activity. Bases 1 to 957 code for a protein of 318 amino acids. The record is from RefSeq and is a predicted model, not a curated record. The transcript is spliced from 3 exons.